AUGAUGCAAGCGGACAACAGCAACGUGCUCGACGACAAUGACGAAGAGGAGAAAGCAGAGCACGCCACGCCGCUGACGAAGAGGAGAAAGCAGAGCACGCCACGCCGCUUCGUGCGCGCGCGAGAUGCACCGCACCAGAAGGAAGCGCGGGUGGUCGCGUGCAAGUGGGAGGGGUGCGACUUUGUCGCGGAUCUGCCCAAGCUCGUGGUGGAACAUGCGGAGAAGCAGCACGUGAACGAGUGCAGUGACUACACCUGCCGCUGGCACAACUGCUCGAUCAAGAGCGAGCGUGGCCAGCGAGCAUGGCUCGUGCGGCAUAUCAUGCAACACGUUGGCAUCCUCCCCUUCCCGUGUCCGAUGCCGCGUUGCCCCGCGUCCUUUAACUCCCCCGAAGCACUCCGGGCACACGUCGAGGGCCAUCUCAAGCAGAGCAAGAAGAAAGAGGCCGAAGAGUUGCGCGCGCGUAUUCUGGCCCAGUUCCCCAUCCAAGAAGCACUGCCACCAGCGGAUGUUCAGCACUGGAUGAGCGAGAUUGCCGUGAACAAGAACCCCGUCUCGCGCGGCACGCACGAGGGGCUGCAGCAGUGCGAGAUUGUUGGCAGGAUGACGGCUGAUGGUGAACAGAAGCCACUAUACCUCAUUCUUCUCCCAUCAGGUGCGACGGCAUGGACGCGGUACCGCCACCCGGAUCUCGAGAUUGGACAGAUCAUCCACAUUACCCCACCACCGUCAUCAUCAUCAUCAUCAUCGACAUCAGCAGCAUCAUCAUCAUCGUCGUCGUCGAAAGGAUUUGUGCACGUUGAGCACACUGCAACCUGA
Messenger RNA from Salpingoeca rosetta, 819 nucleotides. RefSeq lists its product as uncharacterized. The transcript has 10 exons. Lineage: Eukaryota; Choanoflagellata; Craspedida; Salpingoecidae. Gene Ontology annotation, cellular component: ESC/E(Z) complex. Gene Ontology annotation, biological process: regulation of transcription by RNA polymerase II. The record is from RefSeq and is a predicted model, not a curated record. The coding region runs from base 1 to 819 and encodes 272 amino acids.